Messenger RNA from Sesamum indicum (sesame), 2349 nucleotides. RefSeq names its product RNA-binding (RRM/RBD/RNP motifs) family protein. Lineage: Eukaryota; Viridiplantae; Streptophyta; Magnoliopsida; Lamiales; Pedaliaceae. The record is from RefSeq and is a predicted model, not a curated record. Gene Ontology annotation, molecular function: RNA binding.
AUGAGAGACUCUUUCCUUCUUUUUCUACCUUUAUUAUUAUUAUUAUUAUUAUUAUUAUUGCUUUCUCUUCCCUCCAUCUCCAUCUCUCUUCUCCCAUUUUUCACUCUCUCCAAUCUUGUUUUGGUCCUCCCCUCCACUGCACUACUUCUGACCUAAUUGUCUUUCAAUCCCAACCAACACCAACACCAACCCCACCCCACUCCAGCUCCCCUCUCUGCGGUCGAUCCAUCGAGUCUAAAUAUAUAUACAUAUAUAGGCAGAGAAGAAGAAGAAGAAGAUCAUCAAAGAUGACGAACAUAGCAGGUGCAGGACAGUUCGGGGACACCACUUACACAAAGGUAUUUGUUGGUGGGCUGGCAUGGGAGACUCAAAAGGAUACCAUGAAGAAGUACUUUGAGCAGUUUGGUGAAAUCUUGGAGGCAGUCGUCAUCACAGACAAGACUACUGGAAGAUCUAAAGGCUAUGGAUUUGUGACUUUUCGAGAACCGGAUGCAGCCAUGAGAGCUUGUGUUGAUGCUACUCCUGUGAUCGAUGGAAGGAGAGCUAAUUGCAAUCUUGCUUCUUUGGGUGUUCAGAGAUCUAAGCCUUCUACCCCAAAGCAUGCAGCAGGAGGAGGAGGUGGUGGGAGGAACAUAAGGGUGGUAGGUGGUGGUGGUUUUCAUCAGGGAGCUGGAGCUGGAGCUGCUGGAUUUCAGGGUUUUGCAUCAACCUUCCCUCAUUAUUCCAUUCAACAAGGCAUUCCUUACAAUCUUUAUGCUGGGUACUCUCCAUACUCGCCCGAAUAUGCUUACCCUACGAGCUACUAUGGUGUGUAUGGAGGCGGCAGCCCACAGUAUCCAUUGUACGGAACUGGGAGUACUGGUGGACUUCUCUCAAGUGCUGCUGCUUACUACCCUUAUCUGAACCUGAGCAGCGAGGGCACGGGAGGAGCGGCAGCCUACUCUGCCAGCCAGGGUUAUGCCGGUGGCCUUCAGUAUCCCCACCACCUCUUCCAGUAUUCAGCAAUCAACUCAACUGCCAUUUACCCCCCACAUUAUGGCACCCCUGUAUCUCUUGCCCCCCCAACUCCACUUCAAUCAGUUUGCUUUGCCGUGCCGCAGGCAUAACCAUGACUCUCCACGCACCAAUACCAAUACCUCAUCGUUGAGAGACUCAUGCCAAUUAUGAUGGAGAUUCAUUCUUCCAAUUAUUCACUUCAUCUACUGCAUGCGUACCUUUGGCCUAACCAUGGUUCUCUUUCUACUUCUAUAGCUGUCUCUCUCUCUUUCUCUUGCUCGCACCCGGCCCAUGCCUGUGGCAUUUGGCCGUAUCCAAACAUGGGAGAGCCCCCCGUAGGGGUUAUGUCCAAAAGUUUUGGACCCAUCUCUAUUUCAUCACUUCUCUUUGUAGGAAAGGUUCCUACUAGAGAAUGGAAUUUGCAUGCAUAUGUGCAUCUUGUCCCCCAACUCAAGCCUCACUUAUCAAGGCAAAGUUGGUUGUCAUAGAAUUUGUCUCUUCAGCCCUGGAAAGGCUGAGCAAGACAAUAUCAUUUUGAAAUUCUGCCCUGGAAAGGCAAAUCAAACAAUCAUUUUUAUUCAAGUUUGUCAAAUACUAGUAUAUUUUGUCAGUCUUCCAUUUUCAAAAUGUUGAUCUUGAAAUGGCUAAUCCUUUCAAAAUUGUAGAUGGCAGAUGUAGAUCAGGAAAUCAGGGCAGGGAAUGCCCCAGAUUUUGUUUAUGAUAACGUACCCUAGUCUCAGGAUUUUAAAAACUCUGACUAGUAAUAGAUUUUUCUUGUUUGCAAUUUCUAAAACUGUGUGUAGUAAGAAAUGGAUCAUCUCUUCUUAGGGAAAGGGAGGUGAUCUUUAUGCGUCCUGUUUUGGUUUUAUGUAUAAUAUAUUUCAGUCGUGGGCCAAACUUUUGGAGUUGAAGCCCUGCCCUGCAACACAAGAAUGCUUAGGACUUUUUUCUUGUAGGGAUGUUAGCCUUUUUCACUUACCUACCUUGUUAGAAGCUCCACAAAAUGGUUUUGGAGUUUCAAUGCAUAGGAAGUUACCCUUGGAUAUUUUUGCUCUCUUGGGGUUCUUCUAAAUUGACACAUCAACCAUGGUUAGGACUCUGGUCGUCUUCAUCUUUGCGCCCAUCUCUCUCUCUCUCUCUCUCCAAGAACACUUUUAUGUUGCAAGUACCGGAACUACUUGACGAUGCUCUUUCUAUUAAGUGUUAUGGUUUGUAAUUGUAAACUAGGAAGAAGGAAGGAGGACCAUUUCUGUUCAAGUAAUUCAGCCACUGGUUGUUAUUUCUGAGUCUGACUGAUGUCUCCCCUUUGAUUAUGCACAUUAUAAUAUUCUCUAAAUCCUUUUAUGCUUUCAA